Messenger RNA from Boeremia exigua, 594 nucleotides. RefSeq names its product PRELI-like family-domain-containing protein. Gene Ontology annotation, molecular function: phosphatidic acid transfer activity. Lineage: Eukaryota; Fungi; Ascomycota; Dothideomycetes; Pleosporales; Didymellaceae. The transcript is spliced from 2 exons. Gene Ontology annotation, biological process: phospholipid transport. Gene Ontology annotation, cellular component: mitochondrial intermembrane space. The record is from RefSeq and is a predicted model, not a curated record. The coding region runs from base 1 to 594 and encodes 197 amino acids.
AUGAAGUACUUUCAGCAGUCCGUCGAUUUCGACUACUCUUGGGAGGAAGUCUCGACAAGCAACUGGCAAAAGUACGGGCCAUGGAAUGAGAAGACCCCGCACGUUAUUGCUGUCGAUACACUGUCUCGCUCCGUCGAUGCCAGCACAGGAAUUCUGCGCACAGAACGACUCAUUACAUGUCAACAAUCUGCACCGAAAUGGGUGACGGCCAUCCUCGGCGGAGUCGACACCUCGAUGGUCUACGAGACCUCAUACGUUGAUCCCGUCGCCAAGAAGCUCACAAUGUGCUCGAUGAACGUCACUUGGGCCGACCUCCUCCAAGUCCGCGAAACAUGCGUUUACACGCCGCAUGCGGCGUCCUCGUCCAAGACCACCUUUUCCCAGCGUGCCGAAAUCACAGCGUUCUGCGGCGGGUGGCAGAAGAUCAAGAACAGCAUCGAGCAGUUCACUGUCGAGCGCUUCCAGCAGAACGCCCUGGCCGGCAAGGAAGGCUUCGAGAUGGUGCUGGAGCGCGCGCGCCAGGUGUUCCAAGAGCAGCGCGAAAUCCUCGCUCUGCAGCAAAACAGCCGCAUCCUCCGCGAGGCCAAGUUUUGA